Molecule: messenger RNA, 3744 nt
Organism: Cataglyphis hispanica
Lineage: Eukaryota; Metazoa; Arthropoda; Insecta; Hymenoptera; Formicidae
Gene: knockout
Product: storkhead-box protein 2
Exons: 8
Coding region: 671-3568 (965 amino acids)
Biological process (GO): positive regulation of transcription by RNA polymerase II
Cellular component (GO): nucleus; cytoplasm
Molecular function (GO): DNA-binding transcription activator activity, RNA polymerase II-specific; RNA polymerase II transcription regulatory region sequence-specific DNA binding
Source: RefSeq, a predicted model, not a curated record
AGCUGCUCGUACGGCGGCAGUGGCAGUCUGCGGCAGGAUCGUGCCUGCCGUGCGUAUCUCUCGCUUUCAGUAUGAAGCCGACGAUCGUGCCAGCUGCAGCGGCUGCACCUGCCGCAACGUCUCGCGCGACGAGGCGCGACCACCGUGCUGUACCGUGCCGCGUCUGCGAUACGCGUUGCCUUUCCUCCUGAUCAGUGGAUAUCCCCGCGUACGUCCCGAAAUACUCCGUCCUCGUCUCGUCGAGGGGAUCAUCUCGGCGGGGAUCGUCUCCCCAAAAGCGGAUCGAUCGCCGGCCGUAUACCCGGAAGGGGAACCGCGAUCGUUGACACUCUUUCUCUCUGCAAAGAGUGCCGAAAUUCGCCGAGGCGUGUGCUCGUGCACGUGUCCCACCCAGAUGAACAGAGAUAAUCGCCCGUGCAUCCAGUAUACGCCGGCGAGUUGUCGCGUGUGAAAGAAACUGUGCGGCUUGAGGAGACCGGCUUGGACUAAAAGUGAAAACUCCUUCGUCCUUCAAUACUGUUCAAUACUGCCUUCAUAUCGGAUCCUCUUCAUUCACUGAAGAACCUUGGUAAUUAGACAAGAGCAAUAGACUUCCUGGAUAAGACGAUCAUAGCUACGGCAAGAUUUCGCAAUGCCACCACCGCAUCAUCAUUAGUGGUGGGCCCUCGUAAUGGCCUCGAUUUUAGGAGAUGGAACGGGUCCCGGAGGCCCCGGGACCUCCCGAUGCCUCUUGCUUUUACAAAGAUCCCUAGCGAUUCAGCUGAGCAGAGGUCCACCUUCUCACAUUGCAAACGCCAAUCAGCGGGAAAGUCCGAAGGAACAUCCAGCCGAUGAAAUGUGGAUGUACGACAAAGGUUACAAUCUGUUUCAGAGCUUCUUGGAAGCAAAUUCCAAAUGCUGGUGGAACGCGGCUCUGGUGGAUGCGACACGGCAGCUCAGGUACAAGGGGCACGUGUCACCGGGUGUACUGAUGGUUAGCGGACCGCCCUGCGCCCUCGAGGUUUUGAGGGCGGCAUGGGCGCGAAACGUUUUACGACCACCCGCGGACCAUUCCAUCACCUGCCUCGGUGAUAUAGAGGACUGUCUGGUAGCUCCAGUUUCUCAAGGUCAGUUCACGCCGCUGCCAGAGGCUCUGUGUUGGGCCAUUCUGGAAUUGACUUCCCAGAGGCAGGCGGCGACCUUGGACACCCUCAGAUCAGCCCUGAGAAACGCCUUCCCGGCCAUGCAGAGGCCCAGCCGAGAGCUCGUUUACGACGCGCUGGCCAAGCUCAUGCAAGAACGAAAGAUCUAUCACACGUCUCAGGGCUACUUCGUCGUAACACCCGAGACCAAGAGGCUUAGACGCGACUCCGGUAGCUCUAGGCGGUGUUCCAGGGACGUGAACGGGUCCAGAGGUCAGGGUAGCAUGCUGAUGAGCAACGAUGAGGCGAUGGCACUCGUACACGGCGAGAUGCUUACUUUGCGAGACGGCGAUGUUACGCAUCAGGCCGUACAGACAAACUUGGCGGACGUUAUUUGCGGAGGAAAUCCCAACGACAAGGUACUGUUCGCCAGGUGUCGGUCGAUGCCCGGUCGUCUCGAGAGGCGACACUCGUUACGGCUCUGGGGCUCGGCCAGACGUUUGCACAGAAGCGGAAGUUCGCGGUCCCUGCCGCGAAGACCCGAAAGGAGCGAUACGUCUUCCAGCGCGGAAUACGCCAGUACGGACAGUGCGCCUCACAGUCCAACCAGCUUUUCUGGGAUUUUUUCAGAGAAGAUAGGCCUGCUCUCCAGGCUCUUUCGGCGGAGCACACGGAGGAAGGGCACACCAUUAAUGGGCACUUUCAGUGCUCAGUAUCCCCCCACCGAGUGGUUUAAUCCGCGCGUUGUGCAUUUGCACAGCGUUGCCACGCAGACAAGGGCCGCCAGUCCUUCGAUGAUGGAGGGUCUCAAUCAGUCGCAGGCUAGUUUUCAAGUAUGGGACGAUUCGAGCUCGGUGCGAUCAGCCACUCUGCCGAGGCGACAUCGGCGUCAAGCGAGCGGUGAUUCCUCGAGCUUAUUGGCCAAUUCGACGCCAAGGAGCUCUCGAAGGCAUCGAUCACCGUGUUCUACUCUACCGAGAUCCAAGUGUUCCAGCUUGAGCAGAUGCACGUCUAGAGCAUCCGUUUUACCGCCUGGCACUACCAAUCAGGAGGCCUAUCAAGCGCGUAAUCAGGCGCAGAAUGAUAAAAAUUCAACCAACUCGUCGCCAAGCAGAAGCGGCGGCAGCUCGGGUUCGGUUAGGACAAUGACUGCGAGUCCGGCUAAGACGACUACGUUGGGGAGGCCUAACACAAGGCAGUCUAACUCUAGAAGACCGAGUCACGACUUUAGCAACGGCACUAAAUCGGCUAACGGCUCUCCACAACAUAAAGUAUUACAAAAAACUUCAUCGGGUCACUCGUCUCACUCUAGUGGCAAGUCAGUGUCCAGCACGAAGCUGACUUGCUCGCCAUUGAAAACAGCCACGCUGUCGACGAAAUCGUCACCGCUCAAAGUCGUUCAGCAAAGUUCGCUAACUCCUCUGCAAGAGGCACAGAAUUCAAUAACUCUUCAGGUGUCCACUAAUCUGAGUCCGUCGUCGCAAGAGCAACGAACGAUACAGAAUAGCGUGACGCUAGCUUCUAAUACAACCAGCACGACGACCAUUUCCGGCUCGCCUGGCACGAAGAUCUACGUUCAACAAAACAACUCGCCAAUGAGGUCCGUGAUCACCUUCGAGGAUGGCACGGUAAAGACGAAGAUUGCCGAGAAGGAAGUAAUCGAUUGCAAGGAAAAACAGGAGAGAGAACUGGUAGCCGAAAAGGCCUACAAGACUCGGGUGGAUGAGGAGAAACUCUUCAAAUCAAAGUUAGAUGACGAGAAGCUGAACAAAUGCUCGAUCAAGGUUGAGCGUCCAUCGUCACUCUAUGCCCCAAAGGAGCUUAAAACGAGUCUUCUUCUAUCAGAAUCUGAUAAGGAAAAUAAGCCGAAGAUCGAAGAGGAGGUGCCUAACAAAUUGAAAUUGACGAACCGUCUGAACAAUAGUCAGGUUCAUUUGAUCGAUGGUUCUACCAACAACGUCGAAAAAAAUUCUUUAGUACACGAGGCCGCUGCUUUGUCCUCUACGAAAAAUACUAACGACGCAAUGAACAAUUCGCGCAAACUCAGUCUGUCGUUAUCGAAGGACGCGCUGAGCUAUCGUAACCUGCUGCGUCCAGGUUCGAAAAACAAUAUUGCCUCGAAUCCACCGUCGCCCACGAAAUCGUAUGACGGUUUCGGUGGCUCUUUCAAUGACGUUUACAUCGAAAAUUUGGAGACAGUAAAACAACAACGGGCUCCGCAAGGUUCCGAGCCUAAUCUGGAAAAGACCGUGAGCCGAGGCUCGGAUUUGCACUCUUAUCCCAGUCUUAGUGACAUGCAAGUUCAGUUCACCAGUCUGGCGGCACAGAAAAUUCUCAAAGGCUGUCCGAUCAACAGCGUGGAUACUCUGGUGGAGGUGAACAUGGCGGCCGCCGAUAAGCCUAACAAUUGCGACGUCACUAUUCACACGGAUUUUGGUCUUGUUUGAAAUUUUAUCCUUGUUGAGAUUAAUGUCACAAAUGAAGACAAGAAACUGUCAAUCCUUCCAUCUUACUCUGGCAUAUUCCAUCCAUGAAAAACAACGUGCCUCGAGACGAAUAAUAUCGAAGAAUAAAUGUCGCUAACGCGCCUUGCUUUACAUCAAGAUAGGGAGCUAUUUUUUUU